AUGGACGACGUGAAGGGCGCGCUCGGGAAGGGGCUCGACGAGGCGGCGGCGAUGACGGAGGGAACCGCGCCGAUGGAUCCGGAAAAGGCGGCGAAGAAAGCGGCCAAGCUGGCGGAGAAGGCGGCGAAGAAGGCGAAGGCGGAGGCGAAGGCGGCGAAGCAGAAGGCGGAGGCGGAGGCGCGGGCGAAAAAAGAGGCGGAGGGAGGUGGGGAGUCGAAACGGAAGAAGAAGGCGAGCGGGCCGAGCGAGGAGGACGCAAAGGCGCUCGAGAGCGCGCUUGCGACGCCGAAGGGAGAGAUGAAGGAUUUGGUGCACACGGCGAUGGCGACGUCGUAUAAUCCGCAGGCGGUGGAGGCGGCGUGGUACGAGUGGUGGGAGAAGUGCGGUAUGUUUACGCCGAAGAUGGGGACGAACAAGCCAAAGUUUGUCAUCGUCAUCCCGCCGCCAAACGUCACGGGCGCUUUGCACAUCGGACACGCACUGACGAACGCGAUUCAAGAUACUAUUGUGCGCUGGAGAAGAAUGAGCGGAUACGAGGCGCUUUGGGUUCCUGGAACCGAUCACGCUGGGAUCGCCACGCAAACCGUCGUGGAGAAAAAGUUGCAGCGCGAGGAGGGCGUCACGAGACACGAUCUCGGCCGGGAAAAGUUCCUCGAGCGCGUAUUCGAGUGGAAGGACGUGUACGGAGGGAAGAUUUGCAACCAACUUCGCCGAAUCGGUUCCUCCAUGGACUGGUCGCGAGAGGCUUUCACCAUGGAUGAGAAGCUUAGCAAAGCCGUCAAGGAGGCCUUCGUUCGCAUGCACGACGAAGGUUUGAUCUAUCGCGACAACCGGUUGGUGAACUGGAGUUGCCAGUUGAAGACCGCGAUCAGUGAUAUCGAGGUCGAUCACAUCGAACUCGAAGGUCCGACGAUGCUGUCCGUGCCGGGGCACAAGAAGCAGGUUGAGUUUGGCGUCAUCACGUCCUUCGCAUAUCCUCGCGAAGACGGACAAGGUGAGGUUGUCGUCGCCACGACGCGUAUCGAAACCAUGCUCGGCGAUACUGCCGUCGCGGUUCAUCCUGAGGAUGAGCGUUACAAGAGUCUCCACGGCAAGUUCCUCGUCCACCCGUUCAACGGACGUAAAAUCCCCGUCAUUUGCGACGCCGAACUUGUUGACAUGGAGUUCGGUACCGGUUGCGUAAAGAUUACGCCGGCACACGACCCGAACGAUUUCCAAACUGGUAAGCGACACAAUCUGGACUUCAUCAAUGUCUUCAACGAGGAAGGUUUGAUCAACGAGCAAGGUGGCGAGCAGUUCCAAGGGAUGAGGCGAUUCGAGUGCCGUGUCGCCAUCACGGAGGCGCUCGAUAAGCUCGGUCUCUAUCGCGGCAAGGCAAGCAACCCAAUGCGUUUGGGUCUGUGCAGCCGCAGUAAGGAUGUUAUCGAGCCCAUGCUUAAGCCGCAAUGGUGGGUUAACUGCGCAGGCAUGGCGAAGGAUGCAUGCGAUGCGGCUCGCGACAAGCGCCUCGAAAUUCUUCCCUCCUUCAUGGAGCCAACUUGGUUCAGAUGGCUCGAGAACAUUCGCGAUUGGUGUAUAUCUCGCCAACUUUGGUGGGGUCAUCGUAUACCAGCGUUCUACGUGCGUUUUUCGGGAGAAAAUGACACGGAUAGUGGCAUGCCAGGCGGUAGCUCUGAGCAGCUCGAUCGCUGGGUCAUCGGCCGCGACAUGGCUGAAGCGCGCACCGUGGCUGAGAAGAAGUACCCAGGCAAGGAAUUUACCCUCGAACAAGACGAAGACGUUCUCGAUACGUGGUUCUCCUCCGGUCUAUUCCCGUUUUCGGUGUUCGGUUGGCCUGAUGAGACUCCAGACUUGGCAGAAUUUUAUCCAACGUCCCUCCUUGAGACUGGUCACGACAUUUUAUUCUUUUGGGUCGCUCGCAUGGUGAUGAUGGGCAUGAAGCUCACCGGCAAGGUUCCAUUCAAGCAAGUCUAUUUGCACGCCAUGGUUCGAGAUGCGCACGGGCGUAAGAUGUCGAAGUCUCUCGGUAACGUGAUCGAUCCGCUUCACGUCAUCGAAGGCAUCGAUCUCGCUGCCCUGAACGCGACUCUUCUCGGAGGCAACUUGGACGAAAAGGAGGUCAAGAAGGCCACGCAAGCCCAAAAGGCUGACUUUCCGGAGGGCAUCCCCGAAUGCGGCACUGAUGCGAUGCGUUUCGCUCUCGUGUCCUACACCGCUCAAGGCCGUGACAUCAACCUCGAUGUCCUUCGCGUUGUGGCUUACCGACACUGGUGCAACAAGCUGUGGAACGCCACCAAGUUUGCGAUGAUGAACUUGGGCGACGGCUACGUACCACCGACUGAUUUUAACUCGUCGUUCGACGUCAAAAAUAUUCCACUCGCGGCCAAGUGGGUUCUCAGUCGUCUUAACGCGGCAUGCGCGGGGACGAAUGCGGGCAUGGAGGCGUAUGAUUUCAAUAAUGCGACGAACUCCGUGUACGCGUUCUGGCAGUACGAGCUUUGCGACGUAUUCAUCGAGAUCAUCAAGCCCAUCAUGAGCGGAACUGACGAAGUCGCGAAGAAACAAACCAGAGAUGCUCUUUGGAUUUGCCUUGACGCUGGUUUGCGACUCCUCCACCCUUUCAUGCCCUUCGUCACCGAGGAGCUUUGGCAGCGACUCCCGCGAACACGCGAUGAAAACACUCCAAAGAGUAUCAUGAUUGCUGAUUAUCCCAUCGCCGUCGAUUCCUGGGCAAACGUGGAGGCCGAGGUGCAGAUGUCCGCCAUCAUGGAUACCGUCAAGGCCUUCCGCUCGAUGAAGUCCAAUUACAACCUUCAACCCAAGGCGCGACCGGAGGUCUUCUUCUCCACAAAGUCGGCUGAUGUGGAGGCGGCUUUGAAGGCUGAUGUCGAAGGUCUUACCACUCUUGCGUCAGUGGGCGAAAUGAAGCAACUUAGCGAAGGUGAGUCCGCCCCUCCGGGAUGCGGUGUUCAAAUUGUGAACGAAAACAUCACCGUGUACAUGCUUUUGAAGGGCGUCGUUGACGCGGCUACGGAGAUUGCGAAGCUCGAUAAAAAGCUCGACUUGCUUCAAAAGUCUACGGAUGCGCUCAUCAAGAAGACUGAAGACGAAGGAUACGAGAGCAAAGUGCCAGAAAACGUUCGCACCGCGAACGCAGAAAAGAUUGCCAAGCAAACUGAAGAGAUCAGCUCUAUCAACGCAGCGCGCGCGGAAUUCCAAGCCCUCCUGUAG
Molecule: messenger RNA, 3231 nt
Organism: Ostreococcus tauri
Lineage: Eukaryota; Viridiplantae; Chlorophyta; Mamiellophyceae; Mamiellales; Bathycoccaceae
Product: Aminoacyl-tRNA synthetase, class Ia
Exons: 1
Coding region: 1-3231 (1076 amino acids)
Biological process (GO): valyl-tRNA aminoacylation
Cellular component (GO): cytosol
Molecular function (GO): aminoacyl-tRNA deacylase activity; valine-tRNA ligase activity; ATP binding
Source: RefSeq, a predicted model, not a curated record